AUGGGUGUUCGUACUGUGAAACUCCAUCGGCAUGAUUCGACAACUUCUUCUUUCCUCAUUUCUAGCUGUGCUAGGACGUGCAGUCCUCUAAAAAGUACGUUCACCAAGACGUGGCGACAGGAUGGGCUGCCGCUGCCAUGUCCGCCUGUUCGACGUCAACAAUCGUUCGUUCGUGCGCGUGCUGCUGAUUCGCCACCUCCUUCGUCGAGUAACCGUUCCUCAGACCGCACGGCGCAGCAGAAUUCAGCCAAUCAUAGACGCGGCUCAGUGGCUCGGCGCGCCGCGGUGACCUCCGAGCCGACGCCGGAGUCUGGAGGAGAGGGGUCUAUGCGCCUACCCUCCGCUGGAAGCCUUUUCAGAAAGAUCGCAUCGAGUAUCCCCUUGCCUCGCCAAUCGAGACCCUCUCAACCAUCCUCCCCACCCACUACUUCAACGGCGAGUUCACCCCCACCGUCGACCGCAGCCGGAAAUUCCUCAUUUUCCGGUUCAACCGUCAAGUCCUCCGCGGGUAUACGACCCAGGUCUAAGAGCGGGGGAGAUACGGAUCUGGACCCCAGUCGCGCGUUGCCGUUGCCCAUGACGUAUCCAGACUCGAAGCCGCUUUCGCUAGAGACCGUGGAAGACAUGGUUCGCUGCGACCCUGAAACCCAGAAUUGCAAGGAGGUGGUGUUUCAGUGGACGGGCAAAUGCAGUCGGUGUAAUGGCGCAGGCUUUGUUACGUUUCGAAGAAAGAAGGGGAAGGACUUUUCGGGGAAGUGCAUCACGUGCCACGGAAUAGGGUAUGUGAACAGAUUCACUGUGAGGGAUGACAUCCCCCUGCCCCCUUCCCCUGCUCCCUUACCCUGCUCCCUUCCCCUGCUCCCUUCCCCUGCUCCCUUCCCCUGCCCACUUCCCCUGCCCACUUCCCCUGCCCACUUCCCCUGCCCACUUCCCCUGCCCACUUCCCCUGCCCACUUCCCCUGCCCACUUCCCCUGCCCACUUCCCCUGCCCACUUCCCCUGCCCACUUCCCCUGCCCACUUCCCCUGCCCACUUCCCCUGCCCACUUCCCCUGCCCACUUCCCCUGCCCUCUUCCCCUGCCCACUUCCCCUGCCCACUUCCCCUGCCCACUUCCCCUGCCCACUUCCCCUGCCCACUUCCCCUGCCCACUUCCCCUGCCCUCUUCCCCUGCCCACUUCCCCUGCCCACUUCCCCUGCCCACUUCCCCUGCCCCCUUCCCCUGCCCUCUUCCCCUGCCCUCUUCCCCUGCCCUCUUCCCCUGCCCACUUCCCCUGCCCCCUUCCCCUGCCCUCUUCCCCUGCCCUCUUCCCCUGCCCACUUUCCCCUUCUGCCCGUCACCUCCUGCCCCUUGACCUGUGCUUUCUAUCCCGUCCCCCUGCGCUCCUCCCUCUCCCUCCUGCCCAGACCCUUUUCCCUUGUCUCCUCCGCAGCUCCUAUCGUUGCUCAUCCCAUUCCCCCACACCGUGGCUCCCAUCUCCUUCCUCUUCCCCCCUGUUCUCUUCCCCCCUGCUCUCUUCCCCCCUGCUCUCUUCCCCCCUGCUCUCUUCCCCCCUGCUUUCUUCCCCCCUGCUCUCUUCCCCCCUGCUCUCUUCCCCCCUGCUCUCUUCCCCCCUGCUCUCUUACCAUAUGCGCCCUGCGCCCCUCACUCUCCCUUCUCUUGCCCGAUUCCUUUUGACCCUUAUCCCUCCCACAGCUGCUAUCAUCGCUCAUCUCUCUCCUCACCACAUAUCUCGGCCGCGGGGGAUGCCUCUGACUCUCGAGCCUGCAAUUCUCAAGGAGCUAGUCCCGCCGCCCUCUCUGCUCACCAAAGUGGUAGACACGAUAACGGGGGGCGUGGGGGGAGCAUCAGCCACUGCCACGGCUGCCACGGCAGCAGCCAACAUGCCAGCCCAGCUAGGCCGCUUCUUUGGCGCAGCUGGCGCUGCUGUUGCCAACUCUGUCGCCCAGUCCUUCACCGAGCUACGGGAGCAGCUGGACGUUACUGUCGCACCAUCGGGAUUGGUGGAGCGGUGUGACGUGUACGGGGAGGCGCACGCCACGUGUCGCAUGUCGGGGAUGCCAGAUGUCGCGCUCUCAUUCGUCGACGCACGCGUCUUUUCAGACAUUGCCUUCCAUCCCAGCGUGCGGUACCGGGAAUGGGACUCGGACCGGGUUGUGGCACUCACACCACCCGAUGGCAACUUCAAGCUCCUCUCCUACAGGGUGCGCAGCAUACCGUGCGUGCCCGUGUACAUAAAGCCGCAGAUAGCAUUUGUGGGGGACAGCGGGCGGGUGAACGUGAUGGUGGGUGUGAAGCAUGACCCGGGCAAGCCUGUGGAGGGGCUCGUACUGCUGCUGCCGCUGCCGCUGCAAGUGGCUUCGUGUGACCUGCAGGCGAAUGUGGGGACUGUUGCGUUUGACACAAUCACUAAGCUCUGCACAUGGUCUAUCGGCAGAAUGCCUCGAGACAAGAACCCCUGCCUCUCGGGAGGCCUCCGCCUCUCCUCGCCCCUCCCGCGCCCGCACGUGCACCCGGUGCUGCUGGCGCAUUUCAGGAUCAUGGGGGCAGCACUGUCGGGAGUGCGGAUCGAGUCGGUGGUGGUGCGAGGCGAGGAGAGCCGUCGCCCGCACACAGCCUUCCGAUCCGCGACUGUUGCCGGGUACUUCCAGGGGGGCACUGGUGGGGGAGUGCUGCUGGCGCAGUUCAGGAUCAUGGGAGCAGCGCUGUCGGGCGUGCGCAUCGAGUCGGUGGUGGUGCGAGGGGAGGAGAACCGCCGCCCGCACACAGCCUUCCGAUCCGCCACUGUUGCCAGGUGCUUCCAGUUCAGGAUCAUGGGCGCGGCGCUGUCGGGAGUGCGGAUCGAGUCAGUGGUGGUGCGAGGGGAGGAGAACCGCCGCCCGCACACGGCCUUCCGAUCCGCCACCGUUGCCGGGUGCUUCCAGGUCAGGACUUGA
Messenger RNA from Closterium sp. Yama58-4, 2934 nucleotides. The record is from the annotation of a GenBank genome assembly. NCBI's taxonomy places the organism in Eukaryota, Viridiplantae, Streptophyta, Zygnematophyceae, Desmidiales, Closteriaceae.